Messenger RNA from Sesamum indicum (sesame), 706 nucleotides. RefSeq names its product putative calcium-binding protein CML18. NCBI's taxonomy places the organism in Eukaryota, Viridiplantae, Streptophyta, Magnoliopsida, Lamiales, Pedaliaceae. The record is from RefSeq and is a predicted model, not a curated record. Gene Ontology annotation, molecular function: calcium ion binding.
AAACUGAAUUCUCACUCCACGCGUAGAAACCGUGUAUUUCUCCCCUUCAAAUGCCCAGCCGCAAGCUGCCCCACCCCAUAGCAGUCGGCAAAGUUCUGUUAUAGUAAUGGAGAGAAAUUCAGACUCGAAUCAACAACACGACGAAGUUGAGAAAGUCUUCAACAAGUUCGACGCCAACGGGGAUGGAAAGAUUUCGUCGGCGGAACUCGGCGCCGUGCUCAACGGCCUGGGCUCCGCAAUGUCCGCCGACGAGGUGGAGCGCGUGAUGUUGGAGCUGGACACAGACGGCGACGGAUUCAUCGACCUGAAUGAGUUCAAGGCCUUCCACUACGGCGGCGGAGACGAGGGCAGGGAGUUGAAGGAUGCGUUUGACUUGUACGACAAGGACAAGAACGGGAGGAUCUCGGCGAGCGAGCUGCACGGGGUGCUCCGGAAUCUGGGGGAGAAGUGCUCCGUCAAGGACUGCGAAGGAAUGAUCAGCUCCUUCGACGUCGACGGCGAUGGCUGCAUUAAUUUCGAAGAGUUCAAGAAGAUGAUGACUGGGGCUUCAUGAUUCGCAUAAUUCUGUAAAACUCACAACAUCUUUUUGCUCUUUUUCGUCGUGUGGCUAUUUGAUAUUUAUAAUUAAUAUAUUAAAUUUAUCGAUUAUUGUCAAAAUCUAAAUAUUCUAUUACAUCUUCUAUUCUAUGUCAUAGACAUAAUUUUA